AUGUCCGAUGACCAGAAGCUCAUUGCGAGAGGUUUGAAGCUCCGACAAUCAGUACCGCCAGGAACUCCUAAGGGAGCCUUUUACAAGAAACUAUCCGCCGAAGACCAAGCCGCAUGGGAUGCGGCUAAACCUUUUGUGAACGCUACGGACAAUACCAGCACCACUGCAGCACCUACACCUACCAGUGCGGCCCCUACAUCUGCCGCACCUACAUCUGCCACUACGGCACCGACCAGUGCCGCACCUACAUCUACCACUAUGGCACCUACACCGACCACCGCUGCCCCGACCAGUGCGACGGUAACACCAACAACAGCGGCGACGAACGUGACCUCGGCGCCUCCUUCUUCCACUGUGCAGAGCACCCCUCCACCUACAGCUACGACGAUGCAGACGCCGACUACCGCGGGAGGAGGAGGAGGGGGUGGUGAUGGCGGGGGGACUCAAAAGAAGGACGAGGAAGAAGGUACGGGUGGUGCUUUAGGAUGUUUGACUGGGUUUUGUUGUGGACUCUUAUUGGCGGAUCUUUGUUGUUGUUGGUGGUGA
Messenger RNA from Tremella mesenterica DSM 1558, 546 nucleotides. RefSeq lists its product as uncharacterized. Lineage: Eukaryota; Fungi; Basidiomycota; Tremellomycetes; Tremellales; Tremellaceae. The record is from RefSeq and is a predicted model, not a curated record. The transcript has a single exon. The coding region runs from base 1 to 546 and encodes 181 amino acids.